Molecule: messenger RNA, 705 nt
Organism: Papilio machaon (common yellow swallowtail)
Lineage: Eukaryota; Metazoa; Arthropoda; Insecta; Lepidoptera; Papilionidae
Product: U-scoloptoxin(19)-Tl1a
Exons: 3
Coding region: 343-705 (120 amino acids)
Source: RefSeq, a predicted model, not a curated record
UUCACUCACUAUCUUUUUUAAAUCUGUUGACUUCAACAGAACAUAACGCACUGCGACCAAUAACAUUAUAUCACGAGUCGAAUUGAUGACAAAACUUGAAUAUGUAUGUAAACAACGAAAAUGAUAAUAGCCCCUAGUUUGACAGUCAUUUCAUAAAAGACUAAAUAUAUCAAACAGAUAACAAAACAUGAAUUAUAUAGUAAAAAGCCGCGUUAUAAACAAUUGUUAUCGAGUUGAAAAGUUAAUUUGCAUAGUAUUGAUGCGGGUGCAACUGUAUAAAUGUGUUAAAGUUCCCCAACACAGUACAUUAUUGGCUGCAGUGAAGUUUGCGUAGUGUUUAAAAUGUUGUUCAUCAGCGUUUCAAUCCUUGUGAUAAUAUCCAACACAUUUGCUACGGUUUUACCUUACACAAAUAAGGAUGACAACAAGAGCGAUACGUUUAAUGAAAUACCAUGUUUGAGUAUCGGCGGAAUUUGUAUCGCAUCUGUUGAAUGUCCCGAAGGACAACGAUCUCUUGCCGGCCUGUGUCCUCUACAACACAGGAUGAACAUCGAAUGCUGUCACUCGCUGCCGCUAUCAGAAAACAGAUGUCAUCGUCGCGGCGGUCUUUGUAUGGAUCGAGAUGCGAUUUGUCCAGAAAAUCUUUUAUUCAAAGAAGCACGCGAUUGUGAGUUCAACGAAAAAUGUUGUAUCUUAGUUGAUUAA